Aspergillus ibericus CBS 121593 is the source of this 1173-nucleotide messenger RNA. Its product is annotated as putative ribosomal small subunit assembly protein. Bases 104 to 1012 code for a protein of 302 amino acids. Gene Ontology annotation, biological process: ribosomal small subunit assembly; rRNA processing. The record is from RefSeq and is a predicted model, not a curated record. Lineage: Eukaryota; Fungi; Ascomycota; Eurotiomycetes; Eurotiales; Aspergillaceae. Gene Ontology annotation, cellular component: CURI complex; UTP-C complex. The transcript is spliced from 3 exons.
GCGACCAACUCGUUUGCAGCGAUACAAUUUCCGCAAGUACCUCCAAACACCCUCUGUUUCCUUCUCUCAGCUCAAUACAGUUAUUCCUGAGAAGUCGCCCAAAAUGAAGAAAGAUCUCGAGAUCGCGGGAUUCUCAAUCCUGCCCAUACGGUUCCCCUCCACCCCGGCAUUCGCAAAACCUGCAACCCAUUAUCUCUAUCUCCGAGCCCACGAGCCUCGCAUCCCAGACGCCGACACCCCGCGCUCCAUGUUCAUCGUCAACGUCCCCGCGGACACGACCGAAACCCAUCUGCGCCACCUCUUCGGCACGCAACUAUCCGCCGGCCGCGUGGAACGGGUCGAAUUCGAAGCCGUCGAAAGCAAGCAAAAGAGCGCCGCCCCGCAAGCCAACAUCAUGAGCAAGAAACGCAAGCGUGUCACGGCCGACGAACUCCAAGCCCAAUUGGACGGUGUCGAGCUCCCCUCCACGUGGGACCGACAGCUCCAGAAGAGCGGCGCUCGCGCCAUCGUCGUCUUUGCGGACAAGCCCAGCAUGGAAGCGAGCCUCAAAGCGGCGCGCAAGGCCGCCAAGAAGGAUACUAAAAUUGUCUGGGGCGAGGGGGUGGAGGAUCGUCUACCUUCUCUUGGACUGCAGCGGUAUCUCAACCAUGAGCAACUGCGGUAUCCGGAUCGGGCGGAGUUGCUGCGCACGGUCAAUGAUUAUAUGACGAUGUUUUCGCAGGUCGCGGAGGCGAGGAAGCGGGAGGAGGCGCGCAAGGCACAGGAGCCGGACGAGGAUGGCUUCAUUACUGUUACGUCUGGGCCGAAGUUGGCUGCAGCAGCUCAUGAGGAUGAGGCUAGGGAGUUGAUCGAGAAGCAGAAGCAGAAGUCGCAGGGCUUGGAGGACUUCUACCGGUUCCAGUCUCGUGAGAAGCGGAAGGAGAAGCAGAACCAGCUGCUUAAGAAGUUUGAUGAUGAUAAGAGGAAGUUGGCGGAUAUGAAGAAGCGGAAGGGGAAGAUUGCGCCCGAGUGAUGCGUUCGUUCCUACGGUUUGGCAUUGGGUCGUUUAGCAUGGCGUUUGGGAGGGUCGUCCAAAAGUGCUUGAUUCGAUAGAGGAUUGGCUGGGGGCUACUGGAUGAUGUACAUCUUCGCUUCUUGUAGACUAUAGAUAUCUAACAUGAAUUAUUAUGCCGG